UCAUAGGCGGGGAAAUUGAAAAAAGUGGGUGAGUUUUAGAGAGAGAAGUAAAAGCUGUGUUGUAUUUGCGUAUCUGGCUCUCGGUGUGUACCACUCUACUCACUCCUCUACCAGAACCAUUUUUACGCCUUAAAUUCUAGACAGAGAAACCCUCUCGAAUGUGGCGAUGACUCUCCUCUCUCUCUCUCUAAGAUUUAUUAGAGAGAGAGAAUCUCCUACGCUCUGCUUUUAUAAUCCAUCAGUUACAUUGCAUCCCACUAGCCCCCUCCUCUUUUACAAUGAUCCAAAUCAGGCGCAAUCCUCGCCCGUUAUGACCAUCUUUUCAAAAUUUCUUAUUAUUUUACCUCCUGGGUUUUCUUCUUCUUGCUAAAUGGAGUUCGGUAGCCUCGGUGGUAGUAGCAACAGUGGCGGUGGCGGAGACCAUGACCCCUCUGACCGGAGGAAAAAACGAUACCAUCGUCACACUGCUAGUCAAAUUCAGAAGCUUGAAUCAAUGUUCAAGGAGUGUCCGCACCCAGAUGAGAAGCAGAGGUUACAGCUGAGUAGAGACUUGGGUUUGGCUCCCAGACAGAUCAAGUUUUGGUUUCAGAACAGGAGAACCCAGAUGAAGGCUCAGCAUGAAAGAGCUGAUAACUGUGCACUUAGAGGAGAGAAUGAUAAGAUCCGGUGUGAGAAUAUUGCCAUUCGAGAGGCUCUUAAGAAUGUUAUCUGCCCGUCUUGCGGCGGUCCUCCUGUCACUGAAGAUUCCUACUUUGACGAACAUAAAUUAAGAAUGGAGAAUGCUCAAUUGAAAGAGGAGCUUGAUAGAGUUUCGAGCAUUGCUGCGAAAUACAUAGGAAGGCCGAUUUCUCACCUUCCUCCGGUGCAGCCUAUUCACAUUUCGUCUUUAGAUUUGUCGAUGGCGAGUUUUGGUCCUUCGCUUGAUCUUGAUCUCGAUCUUGAUCUCAUUCCUUCUACUUCAACGCUGCCUUUCCAGCCGCUUGGUAUUUCGGACAUGGAUAAGUCUUUAAUAACAGAUAUUGCUGCAAAUGCUAUGGAUGAAAUGCUCAGGCUUUUGCAGACCAAUGAACCUUUGUGGAUUAAGUCUUCCACUGAUGCUAGGGAAGUUCUCCAUCUUGAUACCUACCAAAUUCUAUUCCCUCGCUCCAUUUCUCGCCUCAAGAAUCCUAAUGUUCGAAUUGAGGCUUCCAGAGAUUCAUGUGUUGUCAUCAUGAAUUGUUUAGCCUUGGUUGACAUGUUCAUGGAUGCCAAUAAGUGGGUCGAACUAUUCCCCACCAUUGUCUCCCUGUCCAAGACCCUUGAAGUUAUUUCAUCCGGAAUGAUUGGUAGUCAUAGCGGUUCUUUACACCUGAUGUAUGAAGAGUUGCAAGUGCUCUCGCCAUUGGUACCAACUCGCGAAUUGUAUAUCCUCCGUUAUUGUCAACAGAUUGAGCAAGGGUUAUGGGCAAUAGUUAAUGUUUCUUAUGACAUUCAGCAAUUUGCUUCUCAGUGUCCGUGUCAUCGGCUUCCUUCGGGCUGCUUGAUUCAGGACAUGCCUAACGGAUACUCCAAGGUUACUUGGGUGGAACAUGUGGAAAUACAAGACAAAACCCCAAUUCAUAAACUUUACAGAGAUGUAAUUCACAGCGGAGUGGCCUUUGGAGCUGAGCGUUGGCUCGCUACUCUUCAAAGAAUGUGUGAGAGGCUUGCAUGUCUUAUGGUGUCGGGAGCUUCAACGCGGGAUCUUGGAGGAGUAAUUCCGUCACCUGAUGGUAAAAAGAGCAUGAUGAAACUUGCUCAAAGAAUGGUGAAUAGUUUUUGUUCUAGCAUCAGCACGUCUAACAGCCAUCGAUGGACCACUGUUUCUGGUUCUAAUGAGGUCAGAGUCCGGGUUCAUAAAAGCACAGAUCCUGGACAACCCAAUGGAGUAGUACUUAAUGCAGCUACUACGUUCUGGCUUCCAGUUACACCACAAAAUGUCUUCAAUUUCUUCAAGGAUGAAAGAACUCGAGCACAGUGGGACGUUCUUUCUAGUGGCAGUGCAGUGCAAGAAGUUGCUCAUAUUGCCAACGGCUCACAUCCUGGGAACUGCAUAUCCGUUCUUCGAGCAUUCAACAGUGGGCAGAAUAAUAUGUUAAUACUCCAAGAGAGCUGUAUAGACUCGUCGGGUUCACUGGUAGUAUACUGCCCAGUUGAUCUAGCAGGCAUCAACAUAGCAAUGAGCGGAGAAGACCCGUGUUAUAUUCCGUUGCUGCCAUCAGGAUUCACCAUCACACCUGAUGGUAGAGCAGAUACCGGUGACAGAGCGUCAACGAGCUCAAACACACAUGGGAGCACGGGUUCAGUAAUAACAGUGUCAUUUCAAAUACUCGUAAGCAGCUUGCCAUCUGCGAAGCUAAACCUGGAAUCGGUGACAACGGUGAACAACCUUAUCGGCACAACUGUCCAGCAAAUUAAGGCAGCAAUGAACUGUCCAGAUUGUUAAUCAUCUGCAAGCAGCUUUUAAGUAUUGGAGGUGUUAGUUGAGGCUUUGAAUGCAGUGUCAUAAAACUACACGUUUUUUGGGGUUUUGAGAAAUUUUAGAGAUUGAAAAGAUUAGAGUGAUAUAAAGAGAGGAGUCAAGAACGCACCAUCCAUCUCUGUCUUGCUAAUAAAUUUGACAUUAGCAAGAAAAAUGUGUGGUUCGGGUAUUGACUUCUGUGCUUUUUUUCAUUUAUUUUGCAAUCAAUGAAUCCUUCUUUUACUA
Mercurialis annua (annual mercury) is the source of this 2725-nucleotide messenger RNA. RefSeq names its product homeobox-leucine zipper protein HDG11. The record is from RefSeq and is a predicted model, not a curated record. Bases 371 to 2464 code for a protein of 697 amino acids. NCBI's taxonomy places the organism in Eukaryota, Viridiplantae, Streptophyta, Magnoliopsida, Malpighiales, Euphorbiaceae. Gene Ontology annotation, biological process: regulation of DNA-templated transcription. Gene Ontology annotation, molecular function: DNA-binding transcription factor activity, RNA polymerase II-specific; lipid binding; DNA binding. The transcript is spliced from 9 exons.